Messenger RNA from Nymphaea colorata (pocket water lily), 1892 nucleotides. Its product is annotated as protein TIFY 4B-like. Lineage: Eukaryota; Viridiplantae; Streptophyta; Magnoliopsida; Nymphaeales; Nymphaeaceae. The transcript has 8 exons. Gene Ontology annotation, biological process: response to wounding; regulation of jasmonic acid mediated signaling pathway; regulation of defense response. The record is from RefSeq and is a predicted model, not a curated record. Gene Ontology annotation, cellular component: nucleus. Bases 201 to 1232 code for a protein of 343 amino acids.
CGAGCGGGAAAACGAGCGGGGAGCAGAGAGAGAGAGCGAGAGAGAGAGAAAGUGAGAGAGAGAAAGAGAGUGGAGGUUUUUGGGGGAGAAAAAAGAUAUUAGUUAUUAUUUAUUAUUAAAGAAAAAAAAAGGAGGCAGGGGAAUCCGCCGAGGGGGAGGAGGAAAGGAAUCCGGCGCGCCGGCCGGAAUCCGGUAGCAAGAUGAAGGCAUCGGAGGUGCCUUUCCGGUCGCCGCUGGACAAGCCCUUGAAGGAGCUGACUGAGGAGGAUAUCUCGCAGCUUACGCGCGAAGAUUGCCGCAGAUAUCUCAAGGAGAAAGGAAUGCGACGGCCGUCCUGGAACAAAUCUCAGGCAAUUCAGCAAGUCCUGUCGCUCAAAGCCCUUUUCGAGUCGUGGCCUGGGAAGGAGGAGACCGGCAGCCGGAAAUCGCCGCCGAAGACAUCGCCGGCCGCCUCGGGCGGCGCCUGUCCCGCGGAGAGCGCCGGAGAAGAGCCCGUGAACCUCUCUGAGGGCUCGCCCUCUGGUUCUGGUGCGGAGGAGGGAAGAUCGGUCCAGCCAGAUAUGGAAUCCCCGAUUGCGGAACCGGAGCCCUCGACGAUCCGGCUACCUGUCUUCUGCCCGAGGGGCGAGGGUGUUGAUGUGGCGAGAUCGGGCGUUGCCGGAGACACCGGGUUUGUCCAUGCUUCCCGGGAACCGGCCGGUGACUUUCCGAUGCCUAUAUCGAGGGAUGCUGCAUCUCAGAUGACCAUCUUCUAUGGCGGAAAGGUUAAUGUCUACGACGACGUUCCGGCGGAGAAGGCCCGAGCCAUCGUGCUGCUGGCGGCGUCCCCCAACUUCAUGCCGCAGGUCCACCACUCCCGCCCCUUCGCCUUAACCGCCAGAGCUCGGCCGCCCUCUCCUCCUCAGGCCGUCGCCCCACCGCCCCUGUCCUCGUCUCCAUCGCCAACCGAUGGCCCCAAAACGAGAAAGGAAUCGGUGCAGCGAUUCUUGGAGAAGCGAAAAGACCGGGGACGGUUAAAGCCCGUCUGGGGACGGCCCAAGCCUUCUUCCACCAUGGAGCUCUACCUGAGUCAUCAAAUGCGCGAGUCGGCCCGAAACGGGAGAACCAGCUCCUCAGAUACGUGCUCUCCUACGAACCCGAUCCCUCCCCCUACUCCGGGUCGGUCAGGAUCCGGCCAGCCCAUCUUCACUGGUGACCCGAACGAGGACGAGAACCGGGAUGCUGCCAGCUGACACGUACGUGGUUGGCGUUUGAUAAGAACAUGCAUCGUCGCACGUGCGGGGGCCUUCGGUUUGCGUCGUUGCUGGCGCUUGUGUGGACCGUCUCCAGCAUCAUCGUCGGAACGAGUCAUUCAUUGUGCGAGAGCGUGCUUCGGUCCGUAUCGGUCUUCUUGGAGCCUUGUCCGCCGUUCCGGAGGACGACCGCAAGCGGUCAGUACUUUUUCUGUGGAGGGGGAGGGAUAGUCUUUGGUUGGGGAGCAACGGGUGGUGGUGGUGGUGGCGGUGGUCGUGGACGGGAAGUGGGGAAAGAAGCGGCUGUCUGCGUCCGGUGAGGCGACAUCGCGAGAGGGACCAGAAAGCCCUUGUAACUUUUUCAGUUUUGACGCUAUUGCCCCUCUUAAAUGCUUUCGGCAGACUCGCCCCCAUUCCGCCUCUCACUUUCAGUCUCUCUCGCUCUCUCUCUCCCUCUCUAGUUUCAGCUUACCAGAGGGUCCAUCUGGUCAACGACUAGGGGUCCGUCGAACCUCACCGGUAAAAUAAGGGCAGAGUUUCCCCGGAAAAAAUCUUGCAAUAAAUAGAUGCGCUUUUCGGUUGUUCAGAAAGUAGGUCUGUCGCUUGUAUUAAAAGUUUUGCACCGUUAAUAGUGGGAUGAAUUCUGAUAUUUUUGUUCAA